Messenger RNA from Acanthopagrus latus (yellowfin seabream), 1942 nucleotides. RefSeq names its product jumonji domain containing 4 (gene jmjd4). NCBI's taxonomy places the organism in Eukaryota, Metazoa, Chordata, Actinopteri, Spariformes, Sparidae. Gene Ontology annotation, molecular function: sequence-specific DNA binding; histone H4R3 demethylase activity. The record is from RefSeq and is a predicted model, not a curated record. Gene Ontology annotation, biological process: protein hydroxylation; positive regulation of translational termination; negative regulation of gene expression. The coding region runs from base 428 to 1723 and encodes 431 amino acids. Gene Ontology annotation, cellular component: nucleus; cytoplasm. The transcript is spliced from 6 exons.
GGUCAGAAAAGGCUAUCACGACAAGGUUUUGCAAAAAAUAAUGAUUGCUAGCUCGGACGGCGGUUUCUGAAUUAUCUGUUUUAACAAGCAGAAUUAGCAUUGGAUCUAUAGUAACGUUAAUAUAGGCAGUAGUGGUAAUAAUUAGUUCAACAGCGGCGGCUGUAUUUUAUGUGCGUCGUUCAGGAGUCAUAACCUGCAAUCUUCGAGAUGCAGCGACUUGUUGUCAACACAGGAAAAAAAAUUGGUUUUAGCAUGAUUGCAGUUUUCUAGCCUUGUUUAGACAAAGCUGGACUGCAAAACUGAAAAUAUGUGCGCUAUGUAAUGCCAAUCCAGUCGACUCGCUAGCUUCUCCUCACCGUUUUCUUGCUGUCAAAGCGGUGACAGCUAGCUAAGCUAAGCCAAGCUAGCCGAGGUCUUGUUUACCAUCAUGGACAGGGAGGCGUACCGUAACUGCUGCAGCCUGGUCAAAAUACCCAGACAGUCGUACGAACAGUUCUGGUCUUCACAUUUUGUGGAUUACAUCGACAAGGAGCUGAGCUAUUCUAAGUUUUUCAAGAAAUACCUGCUCCCCAAUCACCCCUGUAUGUUUUCAAGGAGGUUUACAGAGGACUGGAAGUGUAGGAAACAGUGGGUGUCUGAGGAGGGGAAGCCUAAUUUCCAGAAGCUGCUGCAAGAGUUUGACGAGACUCCUGUUCCUGUUGCAAACUGCAAUGCAAAGGAAUACAAUGCGAAUCCUAAACAAGUUAUGCCUUUCAAAGAAUUUAUACACUACUGGAAGGAGUACAUCCAGAAUGGCCACUCAUCGCCUAAAGGAUGUCUCUAUCUUAAAGACUGGCACAUGUCAAGGGACUUUCCAGAACACAAUGUUUACACCACACCAGUCUUCUUUUCUUCUGACUGGCUAAAUGAAUACUGGGAUACGCUUGAAGUGGACGACUACCGGUUUGUCUACAUGGGACCCAAAGGCUCAUGGACCCCGUUCCACGCUGACGUGUUCCGCUCUUACAGCUGGUCUGCAAACAUUUGUGGCAGAAAGAAAUGGCUCCUGUACCCUCCGGGUCAAGAGGAGUUUUUACGCGACACUCACGGCAACCUCCCUUACGAUGUAACGUCAGCUGAACUUCGAGACAGAGGCCUUUUCCCACACUCCGAAGAAGCCUGUCAACCUCUUGAAAUAAUUCAAGAGGCAGGUGAAAUCAUUUUCGUUCCCAGUGGCUGGCACCAUCAAGUUUACAAUCUGGAGGACACCAUCUCUAUUAAUCAUAACUGGUUGAAUGGCUGCAACAUAGAUAUCAUGUGGCAGUUCCUUCAGAAUGAGCUAUCGUCUGUUCAAAAAGAGAUAAAUGAGUGGAGAAACACAAUGGACUCGUGGCAUCAGCACUGCCAGGUCAUCAUGAAGGCCUGCUCUGGUAUCAACUAUGGAGAAUUCGCCUCGUUCCUGAAAAUCAUUGCUGGAAACCGAAUGACUUUCCUGAACGCGUGUUCCUCUGGAGAUUCCUCUGAUUACCCACGGCAUCUCUCAGAGACCCUCACCACACUCGGACCUUACCACGCUGCCUUUGACCUACAAAGAGUGGCCCACAUAAUUGAAUGCCUUCUCUGCAACGAAGACUUUAAGCGGCUCGAUCACUCAGCUUUGACUCUGCAGCCGGAAACCAUGUUACAGCAAAUUCGGGACACUAUACAAUCCACAAGGGGGCAGCAUCUCCUUUAUCAGGAGUAAGCCAUUCAGUCAGUGGUGUCCCAAUAAUGUAAUUAUCACCUGGAGAUAGCUUGAAUGCAAAGUGCCAAUUUGUAAGGUGCAAAAAAAGAUGAUGAUGGUGUUCUAUGCCUUUUUGUUUUGAGAUGAAAUGCAGUCUCAAAUGUUGCUUGUGAAUGCUUGGAAUUUGUUUUUUUGCACUGAAAGAUAAAAUGGUUAAAUAAAAAAAAAUCCACAAGCUGA